This is a messenger RNA of Struthio camelus australis, 1141 nucleotides long. It is a transcript of the gene ARG2, whose product is annotated as arginase 2. The record is from RefSeq and is a predicted model, not a curated record. Gene Ontology annotation, cellular component: mitochondrion; cytoplasm. Gene Ontology annotation, molecular function: arginase activity; manganese ion binding. Lineage: Eukaryota; Metazoa; Chordata; Aves; Struthioniformes; Struthionidae.
UUAUGGUUCACCAGCUGAAAGGGACCAAUUUGCAACCACUUCAACGGAAACUUGGGGAAGGUGAGAAAAGAGGAUACAAGCCCCUUGUGGAUUUCAAUAGCAAAUGGUUGUGAGGGUAGAAGUGAAGCAAGGAUGCCGAGUGUAUGACUUUGGAGAUUUGAAUUUCACUCAAGUUCCCAAUGAUGAACUGUACAACAACCUGGUUUUAUACCCACGAUCAGUGGGCUUAGCCGGUCAGGUGGUGGCUGAUGCUGUGAGCAGAGCUGUAGCUGCUGGACAUAGCUGUGUGACUAUAGGAGGUGAUCACAGCUUGGCGGUUGGUUCUGUCAGUGGCCAUGCACGGCAGUGCCCGCACCUUGGUGUGAUCUGGGUAGAUGCUCAUGCUGAUAUCAACACCCCUCUUACAACUCAGUCUGGAAACCUCCAUGGACAACCGGUUUCAUUUCUCUUGCGAGAGCUCCAAGAUAAAGUACCACAACUUCCUGGCUUUUCCUGGCUAAAGCCCUGCCUUUCAGCAACUGAUAUUGUGUACAUUGGCUUGAGGGAUGUGGAGCCUGCUGAAUAUUAUAUUUUGAAGAACUAUGACAUCCAAUAUUUCUCCAUGAGGGAGAUCGAUCGCCUUGGAAUUCAAAAAGUUAUGGAAAGGACAUUUGAGCAACUGAUGGGCAGGAGGCAGAGACCAAUUCACCUCAGUUUUGACAUUGAUGCUUUUGAUCCCUCACUGGCUCCAGCAACUGGGACUCCUGUUCUAGGUGGACUAACUUACAGAGAAGGCAUGUACAUCACAGAGGAAAUAUACAGCACAGGAAUGCUUUCAGCUGUGGACAUGGUAGAAGUCAAUCCACUGCUUGGUGCUUCUCAAGGGGAGGUGAAUGCAACUGCUAGUCUUGCAGUAGACGUGAUAGCAGCGUGCUUUGGGCAAACAAGGGAAGGGGCACACAUUGCUUUUGAUGAACUCCCAACACCCAGUUCUCCAGAUGAAUCUGACAGAAAAGAGCAAGUGAGGAUUUAAGAGCCCAAAGCAUGGGUACAUUGGACAUUAAAGAGCUCGGCUGAGGCACCUGAGUGAAUAGAUUGACUGUCAAAACUUGAUAAAUUCUGUACCAUCUUAAUUUUUAAAUAAACUAGCUUUUUCACUUGA